CCUCUCCUCCUCGCUCUCAGAGUUGUUCAGACUUGAGGGAGGAAUGGCGGCCCCUCAGAGUUUCUUCAUCUCUCUCUGCGGUUUAUACCUGCUUUUAUAUUUCCCAUGUGGAUCUACGACAUCGGGCACCAGAAGAGCGAAUCAGGAUCGAUGCGGGUUUAAGGUGCCUUCAAGUGCAGAUGGAGGCCGCAGGCUGGCGGUCACCUUCAGAGCCGACAACUGCUCAUUAAACUACCCACUGGGGAAGCACAUGAUCCGUGAGGUUACCAACGUCUCCUUCAGUCAUCUAGCCUGCGACGAUCAGGCCGCCGUGGUCGUCCACUGGUCUGCGAGCCCACUAGGGAUUGAACACAUUAAAGGCUUCAGAGUUUACCUGGAGGACAAGAAUCCAGAAGGGAAACAGUGUCAACACCUCAUCCUCAAAGACCCACGACAGCUCAACUUCUCCUACAAGAACACGAAGCUGAGCAGUCAGCCGUUCAGCGGUUUGAACUUUGACACCGACUACAUGGUUCGUGUGGUUCCCUUUCCAUCUCAGAUGAACGAGAGUUUCUUCCCUCCGUCUUUCCUCAAAACUAACUCGUGCGAAAUGCUCCUCGGCUCAGACAACCUGGUCUGCAAACCAUUCUGGACACCAAAGACGCUGAACGUGUCUCAGCUCGGAUCGAGCCUUCAUGUGGCCUUUGAUCAGGCUCCGCCCUCGUUUGGUUUCCAUUUCUACUACCUGUACUACAAACUGCGACCGGACGGAUCCUCCAAACUGCAGCGCUGCAAACCGGAUGUGAAUCAGCCCAGAACAACAUGUAUCCUCCAGGACGUCACUCCAGGGACCUACACUAUAGAGUUGAGAGAUGACAGCAACACCACCAGGAUGCACACUCAGCACCACGUCAGCCAGGUCCACUCCCCCUGGGCAGGACCUAUCCGUGCCAUGGCCAUCACUGUGCCGCUGGUUGUCAUGUCAGCAUUUGCCACCCUCUUCACAGUCAUGUGUCGCAAGAAGCAGCAAGAAAACAUCUACAGUCAGCUGGAUGAGGAGAGCAGCGAGUCAUCCAAUCACAGCGCAGCACUGACCACUGAGCGGCCGUGGCCCCGCCCCAAAGUCUUCAUCUGCUACUCGAACAGAGACUGUCCCAAACACACCAGUGUCAUCCAGAGCUUUGCCUUCUUCCUGCAGGAUUUCUGCUGCUGUGAGGUUGUGUUGGACCUGUGGGAACACCUGGAGAUGUGCAAAGAAGGUCAGAUGUCAUGGCUCAGCAGACAGCUGGACGAAGCAAACUUCAUUAUCAUCGUCUGUUCCAAAGGCCUGCGCUAUUAUGUGGAAAAGAAGAGCCGUCGAGGGAAGACACCAGUGAGCCGCCGUGGUAAUGGCAGCAGCUCUUCGAUUACUGCGGUUGGUGGGGACCUUUUCAUUGUGGCUGUUGCCAUGAUUGCUGAGAAGCUGCGGCAGGCGAAGCAAACCGAAGACAGCGGGACUCAGGAGAUGAACCGAUACAUGGCGGUUUACUUUGACUAUUCUACAGAAAGCGACAUCCCCACCAUGCUGAGUCUGGCUACCAGGUUCAAGCUGAUGGACCAGUUGCCUCAGCUCUUCAGUCGUCUCCAUUCGAGUCAUUCCAGUCUGACUGAUCGUGAGCAGCAGCCUCUUAACGUUUCCCGGAGGAACUAUUUCAGAAGCAAGUCCGGGCGCUCACUUUACGUUUCCAUCUGCAACAUGCACCAGCACAUCAGCCAGAACCCCGACUGGUUCGAAAAGCAGCUCGCUCCUGCAGGAGCAUCCUCUACCUCCCCUGACUCCUCCUCCAAACAUCCAUCUCUCGCUGCUGUCCAGGCUCCGAGCCUCCCGCCAAAACCUUCCUGCUUGUCAUCUCAGGCCGAGCAGAGGUUUGACUCUGGCUUGGUGCUGAAUGAGGUGGUGGUGCGAAUGCCAUCGCUGGAGAGUGGGGAGGGUGUGACGGGGAGGAACGUACUCCAGCUGGCCCCUGGUUCCAGCCCUGAUCCCAACCUUGGCCCGAGUCCCAGUUCCACCCCUGACCCCUGUCCCAGUCCUGGUGUCUGUCCCAGUCCAGACCUACCACACUCUUCUCUGUUCAUGCUAGAUCCCAAUUCAAGGUCUGCUUCUGGAAUAUCUGGACUGUUAUCCGAAGACUCUUCCUCCUCCUUGUCCUCCUCUGGUCCUUCCGUCCUCCAGGAUGGCGUUUCCCCUAGUCAGGGACAUGCUGAUGAAGGCCUUCCCCAUGUUCCAGAGGUUCCCCCUCCUCGUGAUUCAGGCAUCUAUGAUUCAUCUGUACCUUCGUCAGAGCUUUCUAUUCCCUUAAUGGACGGACUGUCACAUGACCAGGCAGACUCCUCCUCCCUGGCUGAGAGUGAAUCAUCUUUCUAUGGUCUGAGUGAUGAAGAGGCACCCGCUGCCACACCGCUCAGCUGCAGUGCUGCCACGGUGUGCAAAGCUGAGCUGCACCACCAUCAUCACCUCGAGCAAAAUGACGUUGUUCUCACACCUGUGGCAUCAUUGUAGGGGUAUGCCUUCAGCCAAUCAAAAGAAGGCUCAGUGUGCCAACUCGGACGAAAAAGUUGUCUUUGUGAAGAAGGCGAAGCUGGAAGAACCGGAGUGGGAAACAGAAACUGAGUUCUGGAAUGCUGAUCUGUCAUAACUAUGUUAACCAUUGAGUUCUAGAACACUAUUCCAUGGUAACUAUGAUAACCAGUAUGUUGUGAAACACUUGACCAUAGUGACCAUGGUAACCUUUGAAUUCUAGAAUGUUGAUAAAUAGCUAUGAUAACUAUGGAACCACUGAAUUCUAUAACAGUAUUCUUUUGUAACUGUGGUAACCACUGUGUUCUAGAACAGUAAUGACUGUGAUUGCUAUAGGUAGCCACUGUGUUCUAGAGCAGUAUUUCCUGGUAAUUGUGCCAAUCACUGAUUGCGAGAACACUUUGGUAAUUGCAGUUCUUUUUUCUUUUUUGCCCACUGGAGGAUUUUUGAAAGACUGGAACUCCAGAUGUUGCCAGAGGUGACCAUUUCAAACCAAAGAUGGCCUCAGGCCACUGUGUACUGAUUGGCAGACAGAAAUGUAUGACUUGAUGCCUGGUACCAAAAUGUGAUGCUGUAAACAAACCAGCUGUUCCACUACUUUUUGAUGGGAAAUGCAAGAUAAAGCAGAACCUGAUCAAAGAGUUUACUUGCUGCCCAGGACUGUCAAAGCAGUUCUUACUUAAAGCUGUUGAAUGUAUAAACACCUUAAAGACAUCAGUAGACACUUUUGGACCAAACACUUCUGGGAAACUCCCUUAGAAUAACUGCUCCACAGAAGUGCAUACCAUCAAGGACACUUUUUUUUCUUUUUCAGUUUGCAUUCACACCUUUGGUAAAAAUGCUACCAUGAAGUUUGACCCACCUGGCUGCUGGCAUAGCAACAACUUAUCACAAUUACAUAAUGGAGAACAUGGUAGUUGGAGCCGUUUGUUUGUUUUGUGACAGGCUGAAGAAGGAAGCAAUGGCAUUAGAAAGGGGACAGAUAUAGACUUUGCAGAGGGAAGCACCAAUUCUGGGCUUUUCCAGCAACCACAGCUGUCAUUGCUGCAGAUAACCAAAUAAAUCAUCCCUAUUCUGUGGCCAAACAUGUUAUCAAGUAAACCAAAACAGUUCAGAUCUGCUUUGGUUGUGGUGAUUCUUGUAAUUUUGUUUCCGUCUCUUUGUUUUCUCUCUGUUUUGCUUAUCGGUGUAUACAGUCGAGACAAAACUCUAGCAAAGAUUUCCCAUUUCUUCUGUCACAUACAGGCUGGACUUAACAGAUGCCUUGUCUACUGUCUUUCAUUUUUAGUAAUCUCUGGCUUACAUAGGUAAUGUUUACUAUUCCUAUUUUAUCAUGGCAAUUGCAUUACUCAAAAGGUUCCUCAUGCACUUUUAGUUCUUGUAUUAUACAAAAAUGCAAAAAAGGGGGGACUGCUCUGAUUAAUUUGUAAUAUUAUUUUGUAUUAUCAUGAUUUAAGACCAAAUACUGAAAAGUCUUGUACUAUAAGAUAAAGAAUUAGAUGAAGCUUGUUUAAGAGAUGCCUUUUUUAUUUAAAUGUGCCCACUUGUUUCUGGAAAUACAUUUACAUCAUAAAGAGAAACCUUUAAGAGCACAUCUUGUUUUGAAAUACUUAUGACAUGGCAUGCCUUAUAUUUGUUGACUAAGAUUUAUUGUCGGAGUAACAAAGUAACAGGACCACUAUUAUCCGAUCAUAAAAUCUAAUAUUUUGUUUAAAGAAGUGACAUAAAUGUUAGUAAAGCUGGCUAAUGUGAUAAACAAUGAUGGAAGACUGUCAUUUACGUGAACUCAAAUUAUUUUGCUUUUUGAGUUUUUCUUUUUAAAAAUUGUUUUCUAGCUCAAGAUUGUGAGUUGCUGCUGAACGCGUGAGCAAGGAUUUCUGGUUCAUCUGCAGGUUUGAGUUGGCUGGAAGGGACGAUGUAACAUUUCCUACUUGUAAAUAUAACUUUUAUUUUUCUCUGGAAAUGUCUGAUAUAAUUUUGUAUAGUUAGACUUUUAUUUUAGUAAGCUACUUGUUUUUAGAAAAUGUACUGUUUUAUAGUACCUUUUAUACAGAAAAUAAAAAAUCCAUAUU
Molecule: messenger RNA, 4608 nt
Organism: Oreochromis aureus
Lineage: Eukaryota; Metazoa; Chordata; Actinopteri; Cichliformes; Cichlidae
Gene: il17rd
Product: interleukin 17 receptor D
Exons: 16
Coding region: 44-2518 (824 amino acids)
Molecular function (GO): interleukin-17 receptor activity; protein binding
Source: RefSeq, a predicted model, not a curated record